Macrosiphum euphorbiae (potato aphid) is the source of this 414-nucleotide messenger RNA. NCBI's taxonomy places the organism in Eukaryota, Metazoa, Arthropoda, Insecta, Hemiptera, Aphididae. The record is from the annotation of a GenBank genome assembly.
AUGAAGACUAACUCAGAAAAUCGACUUCGUGAAGGCAAAAUUGGCGAAAGCGUUAAAAUUAGAAUACCUGAUGUUGAUAAAGCACGGAGUGAUCUGCGAUCCAUUUUAGGAGUCAUUAUGUCUGUAAAAAACAAUAAUUAUGAAAUUGGUACCACUGAAGGUAAACUUCAACAACUUUAUGCUAGAAAUCAAUUUGAAAUAUGCAAAGAGUCAUUUGUCCAGAUUGAAACAGUACCAACAACACCUCCGAUAUCAUUAAGAGAAGCAGCUAGAAAAUUUUCUAAUCUUUUCGGUCAAGGAUAUGACUGGUGUAACUGUAAACAGCAAUGCAAGACAAAUAAAUGUAGGUGUAGGGCUGCAGGUAAACUAUGUACUUCUAAAUGUCACGAUAGCUUAAGUUGCCAUAAUAAAUAA